UUUGUUUCGUUUUGUUUGUGUAAAACAUUUCUAGCCCAAUUGCCUGUAAUAAGUCAACGUGUGUUUCUCUUUACAUUUUUCCUCCAUUUUUUUUUUUUUUGCCUGUAUCAACUGUGAAAACUCAUAGGCAAUGGAGAUAGUACGGAAAGUUUGGCUUUUCACUGUUACGAUGGUACGGAAAGUUUGUCUUUUCACCAUUACAACAUUAAUAGCCAUCAACAUAUAUGAAGAAAUUAGUUAUGGGCCACCCGUCGAUGGUACAUUAUAUCUUCGAUGCACCAUGCCAUACAUAUAUCCCUUUGUUUUGUUUUCUCUCUUGAUCAUAUUUUACACCAUUGUCUUGACGUGCUCUGAUGCCAACACCAAUGAUGUUCCCAACGUGUUGUCUGAUGUUGAUUCAGAACAAAACCUGUUUGCAGAUGUUAUUAGCAGUGAUCAGAAUAUUGAAAGAGAUAACGGUGAACAACGUAUUCUUCAUUCAGAAAACAGACAAGAUGGAACUUCGGAUUUGUCUUGUUUAGACAUGAUUAAACCAAGUGAUUAUGUAUGGCUCGCUCAUCAACUGAAUCAAUGCGAAAAUGAUUUGAAUUCUUCGACUUCAUCCGGUUCUGAAGUAAUUCAGACUAUGGAUGAUCAUCAAAGGAGUCACAAUCUUCCUGCAGAGGACACACAUUCAGCACAUGAAGAAAGUUUUGAUAUAGAAGAAGAAGUUGGUGGUUCUGAAGAAAUUCAACCUAUGCAUCAUCAAAGGGACAUUGAACACAAUGAAGAAACAAACGAGCAAGUCAAUGGAACGUCUAGAGUAAACAACCACUAUCCAGGGGGAAUUACUCUUAAGGAUUUAGAACAACAAUAUGGAAAGAAGAGAAUCCAUGCUGCAGCAAUUUUAGGGGAUUAUAAUCAAACAGGCUCUUCAACUUCAUCGGGCUUGCAAGAGAUCGAAGAGAAUGAACCAAUCGAUUAUGGUUGGCUCACUAAUCAAACGAAUCAUCCUCAUGUAGAGAGCACAAGAGAAAAUGAAGAUAUUAGCGUGGGAGAAUACGUAAAUAAUGAUUUGAAUGCUCAAGAAAGUGUUGAUACUACUGAAGAAGUUGUUGGAUUGGACAAACACAUUGUAGUUAAGUGUUCAAAGAAUAAUAAAAAAAAAAAGUGUUCGAAGAGAAUUACACUUACGGAUUUACAACAACAUGCUGGAAAUAAGUUGCUGGACGAUACUGCAGCAAGUUUUGAGGUGAGUCGAAGUACAUUUAAGCGAAUCUGUAGAGAGAAUGGCAUAACAAGGUGGCCACGUAUACGAAAACAUGUAAAACCUGCAACUGCUACCUUAACUCAGAGUAUUGGCGUGAAAGUAAGUUACAAUGGUGAGAAUGUCAGAUUCCUGCUGAGUCUUUCAUCGGGGAAAAAGGAUUUCGAAGUGGAAAUUGAGAAGAGAUUUGAGAUGCAAACCGGAAGUUAUGGGAUCAAGUAUGAAGACGAAGAUAAAGAAUGGAUUCUAAUAAAGUGUGAUGACGAUUUACAUCAUCUAAUGAAUACUUGUAUGAAAAGGGGUAUAACUACAAUGAAGAUACAUGUUGGUUAAUUAUAUUAAGCCCCAUGAUUAUGCUCCUUAACUCAGCUUUUUCCAUGGCUUUGGUAUUGAAGUCUGCCUACACUCUAUCCUCUCCAUACACCAACAAUAACAUUGGAGUUGUUGUUGUUGUUGUAGUACCACGUUUGAGGUUAUUUCAAUU
This is a messenger RNA of Capsicum annuum, 1730 nucleotides long. RefSeq names its product protein NLP1-like. Lineage: Eukaryota; Viridiplantae; Streptophyta; Magnoliopsida; Solanales; Solanaceae. The record is from RefSeq and is a predicted model, not a curated record. The transcript is spliced from 3 exons. The coding region runs from base 131 to 1579 and encodes 482 amino acids. Gene Ontology annotation, molecular function: DNA-binding transcription factor activity; protein binding.